UGCGGGCCUCCUUCCUGCGGCUACUACCUCGGGAGUCCAGUCCGAGUUCAGACGGGAAGGAAGGGAAGGGUCAUGUCCUGGUCACUCCGCACCACGCUCUUUUGGGAUCUGGUCCUAGGCGUAUGGGGUACCACUGCCUUCGUGAUCAACCUGGGCGCUGACCUGUGGAUCGCGAGCCAGUAUGUGCUUAGCGGUCGCUACUUGUGGGCCGCACUGGUGCUGACACUGCUGGGCCUCGCUUCGGUCUCACUACAGGUCUUCAGCUGGAUCUGGCUGCGCGCCGACCCCGCUGGUUUGCACAAAUCGCAGCCCCCAGUCCGCUGCUUGGCGCUGCUGCAUCUCCUGCAACUGGGUCACUUGUACAGGUGCGUGCAAGGGCUGCAGCAGGGGCUGUUUGUGUGGCAGCAGAAGGUGCCUUCCGAGUUUGACUUGGCCUAUGCCGACUUCCUGUCCCUGGACAUCAGCAUGCUGCGGCUCUUUGAGACCUUCCUGGAGAAGACGCCGCAGCUGGCGCUGGUGCUGGCCAUCGUGCUACAGAGUGGCCGGGCCGAGUACUACCAGUGGGUCAGCAUCUGCACGUCCUUCGUGGGUAUCUCGUGGGCACUGCUUGAUUACCACCGGGCCUUGCGUACCUGCCUCCCCUCCAAGCCUCUCCUGGGGCUGGGCUCCUCCGUGAUCUACUUCCUGUGGAACCUGUUGCUGCUGUGGCCCCGAGUCCUGGCUGUGGCCCUGUUCUCAGCCCUCUUCCCCUGCUAUGUGGCUCUGCACUUCUUGGGCCUGUGGCUGGUGCUGCUGUUCUGGGUCUGGCUUCAGGGUACCGACUUUAUGCCAGAUCCCUGCUCUGAGUGGCUGUACCGGGCAACAGUGGCCACCAUCCUUUAUUUCUCCUGGUUCAAUGUGGCUGAGGGUCGCACUCGGGGCCGCGCCACCAUCCACCUGGUGUUUCUCCUGAGUGACAGUGUCCUCAUGGUGGUCACCUGGGUGACUCACGGUGCCUGGCUGCCCAGUGGGGUCCUGCUCCAGAUGUUGCUGCCUGUGGGCAGCGUCAGCUUCCUUUUGGGUCUGGUUCUGCGGCUUGUCUACUACCGCUGGCUGCACCCUAGCUGCCCCUGGGAGCCCAUGCAGGUGGACGGGGCCCGGAGCUUCCACCCCCUCGAGUGGCAUCAGUUGCCUCAGAACCAGCGCAUGAUCUGCUUGGCUCAGAACUUUUUCCCCAAGGCUAAGGAUGAGGCUGUUUUGCCAUGGAAGAGUUGAACGGGGUCUUUUGAGGCAGGGUCAGACCCAGCCAGGGGACAGAAGGACAGAUGGAAUCUGUCGGUAGAAUACAGAAGAUAAGCUAAUUAUGCUGCUGUGGGCCUUGGUUCGCUCAACAAGCAUUUGAUGCCUGAUCUUGCCAGGCACUGAAGACGAGUUGAGUAAGAGGCCUGCCUUCAAGGAUAAGAACAAGAUGAGAAGGGCUGGGUCCGAGAAGGUCAAGGGCCCCAAUUAUGUAUAAAACACUUUGGGAGGAAAGAAGAGGCCUCAUUUUUUCUUCCUCCCAACCAGUAUAGCUGGUGCCUAGAGAGUCCCAGUGUUGAAAUUUUUGAUGGGAUGCUGUUCCACCCCUUGGUUCCUCUAUCCUGGGCUAGAAGGCCCUAAGCCCUCCAGGAUGUGUUCUCCAGAAUUCUUCCUCUCUUGCCCCACCUCAGUAAUUCAAUUCAUUCACCAAAUAUUUACUGAGAGGAACACCAUUAUGUGUCAGGAACAUUAUUCUAUCCUUGGAACCUGGAACAAGAUCAGCUACCACCCUUACCCGCUCCAGCUGCUCACCAGGAGCCAGAGAUGCCCAAAUGGCUGGCGCCUGUCAACCCCUCCAAGGCCUUAGUGCAGCUGGCCCAGCCUCUGUCCCUGCUCUCAAGGGGCCACCUUUCAACCAAGUGCCUUGUGAACCUGUGGUCUGGGCCAUGGCUCAGCUCUUUGAGCAUUUUUAUACUUUAGGCAGUGUACUUUCUACCUCAGAGUUUAGGUGAGAGGAAGAGAAGGUAUUUGCAUACGUGUCUCUGCAAGUGAGAGACACGUGUGUUGUUUUUGUUGAACAGUAUUACUGGGUUAUUAUUAAAACCUCAUGAAAUCCUCCAACCUAGUUGUGUCAAGAAAUCUAUAGAAUUCAAAGCCACCUGGAAAGAAGGGGUCAGGGAUGCUGGUGCUUUUUAACACACAUGGAAUAGUAGAGGCAGAAUGCAUUUCCAGACUUGAAUUUCAUGGACCAGUAAAAUAGCCAACGUGAUCACCAACUUAAUUUUCACAAAAAAAGGCAGUAAAAACUACCGCCAUCUAUUAUUUUCAUCAUCUCUAAAAGAAAGGAUAUAAUGACCUCAGGAAAAGGACCAUUCUUUUAAUUGAAUAUGUUUAAAAACACAAAAGUAUAAUUACUUUUUCUCAACUCAGGGAAAAUAUAGGGUUGAAACCCCAGACAGUGGGUGUAGUGCCCAGUCUAUCCUUGGAUAUAGGUCCUAAGUUUCACUAAAACGAAUAUUUGCUCCAUUUACUUUUCCAUAUUUCUUCCUGUCAUACAUGGAGAAGACCAGACUCAGGAGAUGCCAAAUAUGUCAACAGAAGAUACAAUGUUUUAGGUAAUUCCCUAUUUUGCCCUGAGAAAAUCCAAAAAGAUGUUCCUAAUUUUUUGCUCAUCUAUACUCCAGAUGAAAUUAUCAAAUGAUGGUAAGAUGUAUGCCAUUAAUUCCAAACCAGUGUAUAGUGUACUACCCAAAAAACUGGAGAAGUUUCAUUUGUAUAUAUGUUUACAGGGUCAAGAACUUUAAAAAGAUGAGUGAUAUUACAUGCCAUUACAACUUUUAACAUUCCCAUCAAUAACUUUUUUAAAUGUAAAAAAACUUGUUUUUGAAGAAUAAAAACCUCCUGAAUUGCCUACCCCCAAAAGUA
This is a messenger RNA of Pteropus alecto (black flying fox), 2922 nucleotides long. It is a transcript of the gene XKR8, whose product is annotated as XK related 8. Lineage: Eukaryota; Metazoa; Chordata; Mammalia; Chiroptera; Pteropodidae. Gene Ontology annotation, biological process: engulfment of apoptotic cell; apoptotic process involved in development; phosphatidylserine exposure on apoptotic cell surface. Gene Ontology annotation, cellular component: plasma membrane. Bases 73 to 1254 code for a protein of 393 amino acids. The record is from RefSeq and is a predicted model, not a curated record. The transcript is spliced from 3 exons.